Cladocopium goreaui is the source of this 2505-nucleotide messenger RNA. The record is from the annotation of a GenBank genome assembly. Lineage: Eukaryota; Dinophyceae; Suessiales; Symbiodiniaceae.
AUGCUCGCAGGUAUUGCCGGGCUGGUGGUAGCUGCACUUAGUGCGUGGCUGGUCUGGUAUGUUUUAGUCCUGCAGAAAGUAGCAUCUUCCAGUCUGCCGUGGGGUCCAAAGUGGCUAGCAGUGGCAGUAUCGGGUGCCAUAUUCCGCUUCGGGAAAUGGUACCUCAGAUAUUCCGACAAUUUGGCCGAGCAUGCUGCGGCUGGCUAUUGGAAAGAUGGCCAGCAGUAUGUGAUGGUUUGGCAUCCUCAUGGAGCCUUUGCCAUUGCAGCACUUUGCUUCACAUCACACUACUGGGCCGACGACUUUCCCACCGGCCGACGUGGUGCACAGUUUGUGUGCGUGGCGUCGUUGCUGCUGCGAGUUCCGUUCCUGGCUGACUAUCUUCUUCUUUGCCAUGCCCGUUCACAAGAUCGCAAGACCUUUAGCAAUUUGCUGCAAGCGGGAGCGACCGUGGCCGUCCAACCGGGGGGUCUCCAUGAGCAGGUCGAAACUGAUGAUAAGAAGGAGAGACUUUACUUCCCUGCAAAUCUGGGAUUCAUCAGGUUGGCCAUCCAACAUGGAGUGCCACUUCUUCCGGUGUAUAGCUUUGGCGAGAACCAACUCUUCAGGACAGCCGAAUGGGUGAGAAAAAUCAAUCGAUUCUUCUACAAGAACUUCAAGAUUGGCAAUCUCAUCAUGUUUGGUCAUGGUGGAAUCCCAACUUCUCCGUUGCUUCCAACUCCACUGAUGAUGCCGGUGCCUGGUCGCCGCUUGCACAUUCAAUUUGGUAAACCCGUGGAUGUUGGCCCAAAAGAAGAGAAUCCCAGUGAAGAGAGAGUGUUGGAGGUCUUUAAGCGAUACUCGGCAGCUCUUCAAGAAAUCUUCAAGGAGUGUCGUGGAGCAUGGACUAGAGAUCCACCUGCGAUCCAAGAGCUGAGGGGAGGCACUGGCACUCCGACUUUCCCACUCUCAAUUCGAGCUCUGCGCUUUCUGCUUCGACAGGAUCGAGGGUCAGCGCUAUUUCGGGCAAGGUGUGGACGGGGCACGGUGCGAGAAACCAGCAGCUUGCGUCCUGUGCCAGUCCCUGUCAGAGGUGGCAAUCCCCCUUCUGUGACGCAGUCUCCCAAGAAGGGCGGCUACAAGAGCCCCAGCUCUUCCCCCGGUGCCUUUGGAGGGCCGAAGACAACCCUCGCAGAUCUGGAGGAGCUCAGAUUUCGCCUGCAUCAGAUGAAGAAAGACACUCGCUCCAUCAAGGGAAUGGAGGCAGCCCUCAGAUGGGACAUAGCAAGGGAAGAGGAGAAAGCUAAGCAGGCUGAGCAAAGAAAGGACAUGCUCGACCACAUGCAGGCUAAGGCAGAACUGGAGCACGGAUUGCAGCAGACGUUUGAUGAGGCCCUACAUGUCACGCUGCUCCAGGAGAUUAAUGAUCGCAAGAACUAUCAGGAGUUCAAGCGUGGCAUUCGGAAGGCUGAUAAGCAGGCAGCCUUGCAGAAGAUGACCCAGAACUAUCUGGAGCAGAAGGAGUACUCGGAAUGGAUGGUUCAAGACAAGAAGAACAAGAUCGCUGAAGAGCAAAGGAUGAUCCUCGAGGCUCACCUCGAGCAAAACAACUUCAUUUCAGAGUUCAAGGCAGAGGAACGCCUUCGCCAAGAGACUGAAGACCGUGAGGACCGUAUUGAUGCAGAGCACAAGGACCUGCAACUCGCGUUCUUCAAGGCGAAUAUGGAGAAGGACCAGGCGAUCGAUGCUCUCGAGUAUGCUCGUGCCUGCCAAAGGGUGCCAGUGCCGGCUGACGUGUAUCGCUGGCUAGAUUUCUUGUGCUAUGAGGUGGAAACGGGAGAGAAGCACUUGACCAGAUCUGCCAGUGAGGCAAGGCAUGCAGAGGAAAUCGGAGCCUCACAUUCGCCAGGCUACCAGCUGAGCAGAAAAAGUAUUCGACUCCCUUCCAAUCUGCAGCAGCACAUCAAGCCCCCAUCAGAGGAGGGCCUGGCCGACCUGGACCAUGCACCAGCAAACAGUCACGGUCAAGGCUCACAUCCCUUGAGCAGCGAUCGCCGGCCAGUGGGAGUGGUGCCCAGUGCAGUGCCCAGCCCAAUGACGGAGGAUAUGCCUGUGGCAAUUCUCGCUGGACGCCGGUCGUCGCAUGGUGAGAAAUUUCCUGGUGAGAAAUUUCCGGAUCGCACACAUAGCAAUGGUGGCCAGGAACAUCGAGGGCGGAGGAGGAGUGCGGUUGAUCGCGCAAACAGAGACAGUGAAACUUUGAACAGUUUCACAGAAAAGGGUGGCUUCGCACAGGCAGUGACCACCUUGGAGGAUGCUGCCAUGAACUCACAAAACUUCAAGACUAUGCUGCAGCCUCACGAGUGCUGGCAGAAGAUCAAGACGAACUCCCGGCAUAUUCACACUGUGCGGACAGCCACGGCCAGCAAAACCACAGGAGGAGUUCUCGCGAACAAUUCUGUGGCUUGGCUGCGCGGCAGGAUGGUUUGGACUUCAGUCUCCACCCAGAAAAAAGCAGCUUUGUGA